GAUUCCGAUUCUGUUCGGAUUCAAUUCUCAGUUAUUCUCAGUUAUCCGAGGCAGCGCGUGCCGAACGCGUAUUGUUUUCCAAAUCUGUUUUAUAUUAUUUAAUGGCUCACUUGGGUGUCUCUAUAUAGACGAGAUUAAACGAUCGAAGAAAUCUUAUCAGUGCGUUAUCGCUGAUAUCAACUGUGUAUAAGAUAGCUGCCGGCCGCUUGCAACCCAAUCAGUUUCAUUUUGUACUUGGACUUGAACGGAGCUAGUCAUGACACAAAUUCGGAGGAGCAGUUGGCUCGGCUGCAGUUUGGGUGGCCUUCUGGUGGCCCUUCUGGCACUGCAAUCGAUGCCCCAGGGCACCGAAGGAUCCAACAUCCUGGGCGUCUUCACCAGCCACAGUCCGUCGCACUUCAUCGUCCACAUGUCCAUCAUGAAGACGCUGGCCGAGAAGGGUCACAACGUGACCGUGGUCUCCUCAAUGCCACCCAAAGUGACCCACAAGAGCAUCAAACACAUUGUGAUCCCAUUGAGUGCCGAGGAUGAGAAGGUCCUAAACGAUGGAAUGGUCAAUAUGGUUAAGGAGAAACCCUCGAUUUGGAACACCUUCAAAUCCAUCUUCAGCUCGCUGGCCUUGCUCAUUGAUAAGCAGGUUGAUGUUCUGGAGGAUCCAAAGUUCCAGGAACUCUACCUCAACAAGGGCAACAAAUUCGACGUGGUCUUCGCUGGAUUCUUCUUCAAUACCUAUCAGGUGGCUCUGGGGGCCCGGUUCAAUUGCCCCGUAAUUAUUUCCUGGCCGGGAGCACCCAUGAUGAUGGUCAACGAGGUUCUGGGCAAUCCAGAGCUCUCCAGCGUUCCGCAAAUGAAUGUUGCAGGCAAGCCUGGACAACCCAUGAAUUUCAAGCAGCGUUUGCAGAGCUUUGGCAGCACUGUGGGCUUCAAUGCUCUUGCUCUCUUCCUGAACUACAAAUACAAUGGGUUCUAUGAGCGACUUUGGGGCAAGGACAAGUCAAUGCCCAGUUUUGAGCUGGCCAAAAGGAAUGUCUCACUGGCCUUUUGCAAUAGCCAUGCCAUCAGCGAGGGACCAAUUCGUCCGAAUGUUCCUGGUAUAAUCGAGAUCGGAGGCAUUCAGGUGAAGACCAAGCCUGAUCCUCUGCCGGAGGAUGUCAAGGAGUUCCUGGAGAAGGGCAAGCAUGGAGCCAUACUCUUUAGUUUGGGCUCCAAUUUGAAGGGUGAACAUAUCCAGCCCCAAGUAGUGUCCACUAUUUUCAAGGGUCUGAGCAGCCUUAAGCAGCAGGUGAUCUGGAAAUGGGAGGAUUUAAAGAACACACCCGGCAAAUCGGCGAAUAUACUCUACAAGAAGUGGCUGCCCCAGGAUGAUAUCCUGGCCCAUCCCAAGAUCAAGCUUUUCAUCACCCAUGCGGGUAAAGGUGGAGUCGCGGAGGCCCAAUACCAUGGAGUUCCCAUGUUGGCUCUACCCGUCUUUGCCGAUCAGCCGGGAAAUGCCGACAAACUGGUGCAGAGCGGAUAUGGUCUACAGUUGCCUUUGGCCACUCUGGAUCUGGAUGAGUUCAAGGCGGCCAUUAAGGAGGUCAUCGAGAAUCCCAAGUUCGCCCAGAAGCUGAAGACCUUCUCGCAGCUGUAUCGCGAUCGUCCUCUGAGCGCCCAGGAAUUGGUGGUCUACUGGACGGAAUACGUGAUCCGUCAUCAUGGUGCACCCCACAUGCAGAGCCCUCUGGUCCACAUGAACUUUAUCGCCAGCAACAACCUGGACAUCUAUGUCCUCGCCAUUCUGGUGCUCUACAUUCUCUUCCUCAUCAACAAGAUCGUGUGGAAGUUUUUGUGGCGCAAAUUGUUCUCCAAAUCGAAAAAGGAUUCUCCAAAGAAGAAGGUGAAGAAGCAGUAGAUAGGAUAUAUAAAGGAUUAUGCGAAUUUUAUACUUAGUAACAAAUUGAAAACUAAAGGCAAAACGAAAAAAUAAAAAUAAUAUUUA
This is a messenger RNA of Drosophila suzukii, 1978 nucleotides long. Lineage: Eukaryota; Metazoa; Arthropoda; Insecta; Diptera; Drosophilidae. The record is from RefSeq and is a predicted model, not a curated record.